AUGUCUUGCUCCAGCCUGUGCUAUCCAGAAUGCGGGGUGGCCCGCCCCAGUCCAGUUUCUGGCAGCUGCAACGAGCCAUGUGUUAGGCAGUGUCCUGACUCUGAAGUCAUCAUCACACCAUCACCGGUUGUUGUAACCAUCCCAGGACCAAUUCUCAGCAAUUUCCCUCAGCAGAGUGAAGUGGGAGCCGUUGGAGCACCUCUGGUCGGAGCUGGCUAUGGGGGCUCAUUUGGUUUGGGGGGAUUGUACGGCUAUGGAGGCCAUUACGGAGGAUUGUAUGGUUAUGGGGGAUUAGGUGGUUACGGGGGCCGUUAUGGUUACGGGGGAUUGAGUGGUUAUGGGGGAGGUUACGGGGGAUUGUGUGGUUACGGGGGAGGUUACGGGGGAUUGUGUGGUUACGGGGGCCGUUAUGGUUACGGGGGAUUGAGUGGUUACGGGGGGCGUUAUGGUGGACUGUGUGGUUACGGAGGAGGUUACGGGGGAGGUUACGGUUACGGGGGAGCAUGCGGUUCCGGGGUAUCUUGCCAUAGGUACCUGAGUGGAAGCUGUACACCAUGUUAA
Messenger RNA from Emys orbicularis (European pond turtle), 561 nucleotides. RefSeq names its product claw keratin-like. The record is from RefSeq and is a predicted model, not a curated record. The coding region runs from base 1 to 561 and encodes 186 amino acids. The transcript has a single exon. Gene Ontology annotation, molecular function: structural constituent of cytoskeleton. Lineage: Eukaryota; Metazoa; Chordata; Testudines; Emydidae. Gene Ontology annotation, cellular component: intermediate filament.